CUUGAGCGAAGAAAUCGUCGUCCUACACUUUCUUAACUUGAGUCAUUUUGCUGAGUGAAUAAUUCUGAUAUUGAAAAUGAUUUGUAGUUAUCUAGUUGCCAGAAAAUGAUUUCAAUGGAAAUUUGAAUAAAAUGCAAUCAGUGUAAAAAUAUGAGCAUUACACGAAGGCGAAGGGAUAGUGACGAAAACUGAAUACGUUGGCAUUUUCUUUCUUCUGUUUCUUGAUCUUGGCAUACAUUCUUUUUCGUUGUAUUUAUGCGGUUUAAGUGUGUCAGUGAAAACAGGCUUAUUGGUGUGAAUACGUGGAGGUUUAGUGAAUAACUGGAAUUACUAUUAAACUGGAAUUUACAGUUUAGAGAAUUAGAAAUCGUUAAAGUUUUACGUUGGAUUACUACACGAAUAACUUAAUUAUAGAAAAUGUAUUUUUGAAUACGUACAUCUCUAAUUGCUAGGCUGAUCCACACAUGCAUAAGCUAGAAAGUGCGCCACUAUCGGGUGUGAAAAGUGAAAAGUAACGGUGGUCUAAUAGCAUGCCUUCAAUAUCACUACCGAAUCAUUGAACCUGUUUACUGAAAACCUUACAUUUCAAUGAUGAUAUAGCCACAAAAAUAUUCGUCUGGAUUACAUUUUGGAAACCACACAACAACUAAUCAAUAUUUUCCUAAUGAUGGCUAAAUAUGUAACAUAUAGGAUAAUUUGGUUAGCUUCACUAUUUAUCACAGUAUUAGCAGAGGAUCCCUUGUCGUGUUCGAUAGGCUGGGAGCUGAGAGGAUUAAAUUGUUACAAAUAUUUUAGCGUUAGGCAUUCGUGGGAGAAAUCUGCAGAAUUAUGUAAACGAUAUGGUGCCGAGCUUGCAACGAUAGAGUCGUUUGAGGAGAAUGAAGCGGCACGAGAGAUCGCACUUUUCGGCGAAUCUAGGGGACGGACUGCAAACAUGUAUUGGUUAGGUCUUGCUUCUUUGGAUGACCUUAGGACCAAUACGCUAGAAUCUACGUCAGGUGGAUUAGUUUCACAAUACUCAGGUUUUUGGGCUCUAAAUCAACCUGACCCAGCCGCUGGAGAAUGUGUUGCGGCGUCUAAUGUGAAUGACAUGCAAACGUGGCAGUUGGAAACAUGUGAAAACUUAUUACCGUUUAUGUGUGAACGGCCUGCAUGCCCUCAAAACUCAGUCCGAUGUUCCAAUGGUGUUUGUAUAAAUCAAGCAUUCAAAUGUGACGGAAAUGAUGAUUGUGGAGAUGGCAGUGAUGAAUUGGACUGCCCUAAUGCUUGUCAUUUCCAUAUGCAAUCCGGGGGUGAUGUUAUUGAAUCGCCCAGUUUCCCUCAAAAGUAUCCAGCUUUGUCGGGUUGUAAAUGGACUUUGGAAGGACCUCAGGGAACAAACAUUAUUCUACAGUUCCAGGAAUUUGACACGGAGAAGAAUUUCGACAUUGUGCAAAUUCUUGUGGGUGGAAGGACUGAAGAUAAAGCUGUAUCACUUGCAACCAUUUCUGGCAAAAAUGAUCUGACUAGUAAACCACUUAUUACUGCUUCCAAUUUCAUGAUUAUCAAAUUCACUUCUGAUGGAAGUGUUGAGCGGAAAGGCUUCAGAGCAACAUGGAAAACUGAACCUCAAACUUGUGGAGGUGUGCUGCAGGCCACAACUCAAGGACAGAUACUAACUAGUCCCGGUUAUCCAAAGACUUAUCCAGGUGGAUUGGAAUGUCUCUACAUCAUCAAGGCUCAAAACGGUCGAGUGAUUUCAUUGGAAGUAGAAGAUCUAAAUCUGAAUGAGGACCGUGACUUCAUACUGAUACGAGAUGGAGAUAAUGCUCAUAGUAAACCCAUCACUCGACUUACAGGAACAUCUUUGAAUGAUAGAAAUAGAGUGAUUAUUUCGACAAGUAAUAAUCUCUACGUGUUCUUCAAGACCUCUCUCGGUGGUUCGAAGAAAGGUUUUAACAUGAAAUACACACAAGGCUGUUCAGCAACCAUCACAGCAUUGAAUGGAACAGUUACAUCUCCAGCAUAUGAUCUGGCCAAUUAUCCCAAUAAUCAGGAAUGUUUCAUCAAAAUAAAGAAUCCCAUGGGAGGACCACUCUCGCUGCGAUUCAAAAACUUCAAUGUGCACAAAAGCGACAAGGUUCAAAUUUUCGAUGGCUCAUCUACGUCUGGUCUGCGUCUUCAUCCGGGAGACGGUUUUACAGGAAACACAGUGCCAAAAAUUACACUUACUGCAUCUUCAGGAAAUAUUCUAAUUAAGUUUGUUUCGGACGCUUUGCACAACGGAAAAGGAUGGCUUGCAGAGUUUUCUGCUGAUUGUCCUGAUCUAAAACCAGGAAUUGGGGCACUAGCCUCCAGUCGGGAUACUGCUUUCGGAACUAUUAUUACAUUCACAUGUCCAAUCGGUCAAGAAUUUGCAACUGGAAAGAACAAAAUCGUCACAAAGUGUCAAGAUGGAGGAACAUGGAGCAUAGAUUACAUUCCUAAAUGUCAAGAGGUAUACUGCGGACCAGUCCCACAAAUCGACAAUGGAUUUUCGAUUGGAUCAUCAAAUGUAACUUACCGUGGAGUAGCCAUGUAUCAGUGCUAUGCUGGUUUUGCAUUUGCCUCUGGUAAUGCCAUUGAAAAAAUAUCCUGCUUGGCCGAUGGAAACUGGGAAAGGCAGCCAUCUUGUCUAGCAUCGCAGUGUCCGCUGUUGCCAGAAGUUCCCCAUGCAAAUGUUACCAUCAUGAAUGGAGGAGGACGCAGCUAUGGUACAAUCGUACGAUAUGAAUGUGAAUCUGGAUAUGUAAGAAGUGGACAGCCAGUACUGAACUGCAUGUCGAACGGAACCUGGAGCAGCCCUGUUCCAACAUGCUCUCGUAAACGCUGUUUUAAGUUCCCAGAAGUUGAAAAUGGAUUCUUUGUGGAUAAAACUCGACAGUAUUAUUUCGGAGAUGAAGCACGAAUUCAGUGUUACAAGGGAUAUAAGCAAAUUGGUUCCAACAUAGUGAAAUGCAACUCAGACCAGGAGUUCGAUACAUUACCAUCGUGUGAAGAUAUCAACGAAUGUAUAGCGGCACCAUGUGAUGUAGCUUCAACGGAGUGUGUUAAUACACCCGGAUCGUUCUACUGUCAGUGCAAGGCAGGUUUUUCAGCAUCUACUGAAUGUAGACCAGUCGGUGAUUUAGGCUUAGCGACGGGAGGUAUCUCGGACAAUAGUAUCAGUGUUUCUUCAACCGAAGAUGGAUACGAAAAAUCGAUGCUGAGACUUAACUCUGCAGGAUGGUGUGGAAAUUCUAUGGAUCCCGGUGCCAAUUGGGUUCUAUUAGAUUUUAAGGCUCCUACAAUAAUCCGAGGAUUCCGCACCAUGUCAGUGCAACGAUUUGAUGGUAGCCUGGCUUUCACAUCUGCCAUACGCAUACAGUAUACAAACGAUAUAACCGACGUGUUCAAAGAUUACGCUAAUCCAGAUGGUACAGCCGUAGAGUUCAGAAUUUUGGAACCCACCCUAUCUAUUCUCAACUUACCAAUACCUAUUGAAGCACGGUAUGUCCGAUUCAGAUUGCAAGAUUUUAUGAUUGCUCCAUGUCUGAAGUUGGAGGUUAUGGGAUGUACACGUAUAGACUGUAUUGACAUCAAUGAGUGUUCAAAUAAGAAUGGCGGCUGCCGACAAAAAUGUAUCAAUUCACCUGGAUCAUAUUCUUGUGGAUGUAAUACAGGAUAUGAACUAUUCACCAAGAAUGGUACAGCAGGAUUUACUGUUGAGAAAGCCGAAAGCGGUGAACGGGAUGGUGAUGUCUACCAACGAAAUAAAACAUGUGUUCCGAUGAUGUGUCCCACUUUAAGUGCACCCGAGAAUGGAAAACUCUUAACGGAUAAGGCUGAUCAUCACUUUGGUGAUGUAGUUCAGUUCCAGUGUAACUUUGGUUACGUUAUUUCGGGAAGCACAUCGUUGAUUUGUAUGUCUACUGGAGAAUGGAACUCCUCUGCCCCCGAAUGCAUAUAUGCCAAAUGUGUUUCCUUGCCAGAUGACAAAAACGAAGGGCUUGCCGUGCUUCGGCAAGAUAACGAAAGUAUCUUAAUACCCUUCCGUGAAAAUGUUACUUUAACUUGUAAUUCACCAGGUCGCUCACUGCGAAACUCGAUUUCCGCUGGUUUUAGGCAAUGUGUAUACGAUCCUAAGGCUGGAUAUCCAGAUUAUUGGUUAUCUGGAACACUUCCUUCGUGUCCACGAGUAGAUUGCGGUGAACCAAUGCCCACUCCUGGUGCAGAGUAUGGCCAAAAGGGAGAUACAAGAUUCCAAAGUUCUUUCUUCUUUGGAUGCCAAAACACGUUCAAACUGGCAGGGCAAAGCUCAAAAAAUGACAAUGUGGUCAGGUGUAUGGAAGAUGGCGUAUGGGACUUUGGUGAUUUACGUUGCGAAGGACCCGUUUGUGAAGAUCCAGGAAGACCCAACGAUGGUUAUCAAAUCACCAAGAGUUACGAACAAGGCUCCGAGGUACUAUUCGGAUGUUCUCGACCAGGUUAUAUUUUGAUCAAUCCCAGGCCAAUCACUUGUAUCAGAGAACCAGAAUGCAAAGUCAUCAAACCGUUGGGGUUGUCCUCUGGUAAAAUUCCAGAUUAUGCAAUUAAUGCAACGUCAGAGAGACCAAAUUAUGAAGCCAAAAACAUUCGGCUGAACUCUGUCACUGGUUGGUGCGGGAAGCAAGAAGCGUUCACAUAUGUGAGUGUUGACUUGGGAAAAGUAAACCGAAUUAAAGCUAUUCUUGUUAAAGGUGUCGUUACAAACGAUAUUGUUGGCAGGCCCACAGAAAUAAGAUUCUUCUACAAACAAGCAGAAAAUGAAAACUAUGUGGUUUACUUCCCAAAUUUCAAUUUAACCAUGCGCGACCCCGGAAAUUAUGGAGAACUAGCAAUGAUCACCCUGCCCAAGUUUGUACAAGCUCGAUUCGUUAUCUUAGGCAUUGUGAGCUACAUGGAUAACGCUUGCUUGAAAUUUGAGCUCAUGGGUUGUGACGAACCAACAUCUGACCCACUAUUAGGGUAUGAUUAUGGAUAUUCUCCAUGCGUAGAUAAUGAACCACCAGUGUUCCAAAAUUGCCCUCAACAACCAAUCAUUGUGAAACGAGAUCAAAAUGGUGCCAUUAUCCCGGUGAAUUUCACUGAACCCGUCGCUAUAGAUAACUCAGGAUCGAUUGCAAGGUUAGAAGUAAAGCCGCAAAGUUUCAAGACUCCUUCAUAUGUAUUUCAAGACACAAUAGUUAAAUACGUUGCAUUCGAUUACGAUGGAAAUGUGGCAAUUUGUGAGAUCAACAUUACAGUACCUGAUAUUACACCACCCUCUUUGAGCUGCCCACAAAGUUUCGUGAUUGAACUAGUGGAUAAACAGGACAGCUAUGUUGUAAACUUUAACGACACAAGAAAACGUAUUAAGGUUUCGGACAACUCUGAUCAAGUAUCUAUUCAAUAUAUUCCUGAAAGUGCCACUAUUCCGAUUGGUAAAUUUGAAAAUGUGACUGUUGUCGCAACUGACAAGUUUAACAACAAGGCGACAUGCAAUUUCCAGGUGUCAGUGCAAGCAACACAGUGUGUCGAUUGGGACUUGCAACCACCAAAUAAUGGUGAUAUUCACUGUAAAUCGAAUGACAAAGGAAUCGAAUGUGCUGCAACCUGUAAGCCAGGGUACCGAUUUACGGAUGAAGAUACAAUGAAGAAAUUUUCAUGUGAGACUAAGCGGCUAUGGAAGCCAUCCUCAGUGGUCCCCGACUGUGUUUCUGAGAAUACUCAACAAGCUGACUAUCACGUUACUGCAACAACUGUAUACAGAGCAAAUGGAGCGGUUGCCCCAUCAUGUCUUCCUCAAUAUCAAGAAAUGCUUGGAAAAUAUUAUCCAAACCUGAAUAAUAUUUUAUCUCAACGUUGCUCCGCAGUUAACGUUAAUAUGAAUGUCUCAUUCAUUAAAUCUGUACCCAAACUACUUGAAGAAAAUAUGAUACAAAUAGACUUCAUUUUGUCUAUCAUUCCGGCAAUCAGACAACCUCAGUUAUAUGACCUUUGUGGGUCUACAUUACAAUUGAUUUUUGAUUUGAGCGUACCAUAUGCAAGUGCUGUCAUCGAACCGAUCUCUAACGUAUCAGCGAUCGGCAAUCAAUGUCCACCAUUGAGGGCAUUAAAAAGCUCAAUUGCACGAGGAUUUACGUGCUCGGCAGGGGAAGUUCUUAAUAUGGAUACAAGUGAUGUGCCACGAUGUUUACACUGCCCUGCAGGAACUUAUGCGGGAGAAAAUCAAAAGACAUGUACACCUUGUCCCAAAGGAUUCUACCAAAACAGAGAGCGCCAAGAAUCAUGCCUUAGCUGUCCAACUGGGACAUACACAAAAGAGGAUGGGUCAAAGAGCGUGGGCGCUUGCGUACCAGUCUGCGGCUAUGGAACAUAUUCACCAACUGGUUUAGUACCAUGCUUAGAAUGCCCCAUCAAUUCAUUCUCUAGCGAUCCUCCAACUGGAGGAUUUAAAGAUUGCCAGGCAUGUCCGACUGGUACAUUCACUUUCCAGCCUGCUGCUCAAUCCAUUGAUCAGUGUCGUAAAAAAUGCUCGCCGGGACAAUACUCACCCACCGGAUUGGCACCUUGUUCACCAUGUCCAAAGAAUUUCUACCAGAAUGUUGAAGGAAUGCUGACUUGUAACGAAUGUCCUACUGGAAUGAAAACGGAAGGCCCGGGUGCUACGGGCCGCGAAGAAUGUAAACCAGUGAUGUGCAAUGAAAAUUCGUGUCAACAUGGAGGACUAUGUGUGCCUAUGGGCCAUGAAGUGCAAUGUUUCUGUCCAGCAGGAUUUUCCGGAAGACGGUGCGAAAUCGAUAUUGAUGAAUGUGCAUCUCAGCCUUGUUACAAUGGCGGAACAUGCAAAGACCUUCCUCAAGGUUACAAAUGUACUUGCGCUCAAGGCUAUUCUGGAAUUAACUGUCAAGAAGAGAAGAGUGAUUGUGGCAAUGAUACAUGUCCUUCAAGAGCAAUGUGCAAAGACGAACCAGGAUACAAAAAUUUCACCUGCUUAUGUCGCAGUGGAUAUACUGGAGAGGAAUGUGACAUAACUAUUGAUCCAUGUACGGCAAAUGGCAACCCUUGCAAAAACGACGCAUCUUGUGUGGCACUUCAGCAAGGCCGUUUCAAAUGUGAGUGUCUUCCUGGAUGGGAAGGGCAAUUAUGCGAAACCAACACAGAUGAUUGUGCUGAAAACCCAUGCUUACUGGGCGCAAACUGUACGGACCUUGUACAUGAUUUCAGUUGUACCUGUCCAAACGGAUUUACUGGUAAACGGUGUCAAGAAAAGAUCGACUUAUGUCUUUCGGAGCCCUGCAACCACGGUAUGUGUAUUGACAAAUUCUUCUACCAUGAAUGUAUUUGUCAACCAGGGUGGAGUGGAGAGUCUUGCAACGUUAACAUCAAUGAUUGUGCAAGUGACCCGUGCCAGAAUAACGGUGACUGCAUAGACUUGAUUGAUGAGUACCAAUGUAGUUGUGAACCUGGUUAUACUGGCAAGAAUUGCCAACACUUCAUUGAUGAUUGCGCAAGCGGUCCUUGUCAAAACGGAGCUACAUGCGUUGAUCAACAAGAUGGAUUCCAAUGUAAAUGUAGGCCAGGAUUCGUAGGAUUGCAAUGCGAAACGGAAAUUGAUGAAUGUUUGAGUGACCCAUGCAAUCCUACUGGAACAGACAGGUGUCUAGACAAAGACAAUACUUUUGUCUGUCUGUGCCGAGAUGGAUACACCGGAACACUGUGCGAGAUAGACAUCGACGACUGUGAGGACGCGCCAUGUCUUAACGGAGGAAUAUGUCAAGAUCGAGUGGGGGCUUACGAAUGUGAAUGUCCUGCCGGAUGGAAUGGCUACCGCUGCGAACAGUUGAUCGAGUCAUGUGAGCCCGCGCGUCCAUGUAAAAAUGAUGCUCGUUGCAUUGAUUUGUUCGAAGACUACUUCUGUAUAUGCCCCAGCGGAACAGAUGGUAAACAAUGUGAAACUGCUCCAGAUCGGUGUAUUGGUAAUCCAUGUAUGAAUGGCGGUCAAUGUAAGGAUUAUGGUUCGGGAUUGAAUUGCUCAUGCUCAAUGGACUAUGCUGGAAUAGGAUGCCAAUAUGAAUACGACGCUUGUGAAGCCAAUGUUUGCAAAAAUGGCGCAACUUGCGUAGAUCACGGCAGUGGAUACAAGUGCAUAUGUCCACCAGGAUUUACAGGCGACAACUGUGAUCAAGAUAUUGUCGAUUGCAAGGAUAAUUCUUGCCCACCGGGAGCAACGUGUAUUGAUUUAACCGAGGGUUUCUACUGUCAAUGCCCAUUCAAUUUGACUGGUGAUGACUGCAGAAAAACCAUUCAAGUGGACUACGACAUGUACUUCAGUGAUCCAACACGAUCAUCUGCCGCUCAAGUGGUUCCGUUCUAUACUGGGUCACCAGAUAGCUUCACAUUUGCUAUGUGGGUACAGUUCUCUCAAAAGGAUGACACAGGCAUAUUUGCAACAUUGUACGCUGUAGACUCUUUGCAAGACGUUAUGGACAGACGAGUGAUACUGCAGGCUCACUCAAGCGGUGUUCAGGUUUCACUAUUCACGGAUGUGCAGGAUGCUUUCCUUGCAUUUAGAGAGUACACGACUAUCAAUGAUGGUCAGUGGCAUCAUGUAGCGGUUGUGUGGGAUGGAAAGACUGGACAACUUCAACUAAUUACCGAAGGAUUGAUUGCUGGUCGUGCGGAGUAUGGUGCUGGACGUAAUCUCCCAGCAUACGCAUGGUCGGUAUUGGGCCGCCCAGCAUUGAGAGCAAAUGAAUCUAAUUCUGUGGCUUACAACGAAGUUGGAUUCCAAGGGAAGCUAACAAAGGUUCAAUUGUGGAGCAGAGCUUUGGAUGUUACAUCAGAAAUUCAGAAGCAAGUAAGAGAUUGUCGAAGUGAGCCAGUCCUGUACAGAAACCUGAUAUUGAACUGGGCAGGAUAUGAAGAGAGUACUGGAGGAGUUGAACGAUCUGUUCCAUCAUCAUGCGGAAGGAAGAAAUGUAAAUCUGGAUACGUCGGAGCACAAUGCAAACAACUUGAACAUGAUAAAGAAUCUCCAAAGGUUGAGCAUUGUCCUGAUGAUUUGUGGAUUAUUGCCAGAAAUGGCUCAUCAAUUGUUAACUGGGAUGAACCACAUUUCAGUGAUAACGUUGGUGUAACCAAAAUUAUUGAACGCAAUGGUAGACGUUCUGGCCAAAGCUUCCUUUGGGGAAGUUAUGAUAUUACGUAUAUUGCUUACGAUGCAGCUGGAAACACUGCUGAUUGUAGUUUCAAAGUAACUUUAUCUUCCGAUUUCUGUCCACCGUUGUCCGACCCGAUAGGAGGGUCGCAGAAUUGCAAGGACUGGGGUGCUGGAGGACAGUUCAAAGUGUGUGCCGUAUCGUGUAAUCCUGGAAUGAAGUUCUCAGAAAAAGUUCCAGAAUUUUAUACUUGCGGAGCAGAAGGUUUCUGGCGACCAACUGAAGAUCCAUCUACCCCAUUAGUAUAUCCAUCAUGCUCACCAGCUCGACCUGCUCAACGCAUAUUCAGAAUUCAAAUGCUGUUCCCAUCUGAUGUAUUGUGUAAUGAGGCUGGACAAGGAGUACUCCGCCAGAAGGUGAAAAAUGCUGUCAACUCAUUGAACAGAGACUGGAACUUCUGCUCAUACUCAAAUGAAGGAUCUCGCGAGUGUAAAGAACUACAAAUAAAUGUCAAAUGUGAUAAAUACCGUCACUCCAAUGAUAUUGUGAAACGGCAAGCCGUAAAUCCUUCCAGUAAGCAGGACUCGAGUACCUAUGUAGUGGAUGCACAAAUUCCAAUAAUCGGCAAUAAGGACGCAGAAAGCAGCACUCGCCAAAGUAGGCAACAAAACGGCGAUACCUAUACCUUGGAGAUGGUGUUCCCUGCGGUCAA
Messenger RNA from Aedes albopictus (Asian tiger mosquito), 9891 nucleotides. It is a transcript of the gene uif, whose product is annotated as sushi, von Willebrand factor type A, EGF and pentraxin domain-containing protein 1. Gene Ontology annotation, molecular function: Notch binding; calcium ion binding. Gene Ontology annotation, biological process: Notch signaling pathway. NCBI's taxonomy places the organism in Eukaryota, Metazoa, Arthropoda, Insecta, Diptera, Culicidae. The record is from RefSeq and is a predicted model, not a curated record.